Messenger RNA from Rotaria sp. Silwood1, 675 nucleotides. Lineage: Eukaryota; Metazoa; Rotifera; Eurotatoria; Philodinida; Philodinidae. The record is from the annotation of a GenBank genome assembly.
AUGAGACAAACGUUAGUUAAACAAUAUGCUGAAUUAUUAUUAAAAUGUGUUUGUAAAGGAAAUUAUAUUCCAAUAACAAUUUCAGAUGAUAAAAAUACUAAAAUUAAUCGUCGAACAUCUCAAUCAUUAUUUAUUUCUCGAGAUGUUGAUGAAGAAAUUCUUUUAUUAUUAUUAUUGGGUCAAACAUCAACAUUAAAUGAAGCUGUACUUGAUUGGCAACCUGAACAUGAAGGUCAAAGAGAACGUAGUCAUCAAGCUGUUUAUAAUAUUCUUGCUCUUUUAUCAAUAUUUCUUUCUCGUAAACAAGCAUUUCAUAUUAUUGCUGAUUCUUGCGAACAAGCACUUCGUUUUUCAUUUGAACAUUUUCAAACAUGGUUUAAUUAUGGAUUAUCAUUAAUAUCAUCAGGUCAAUCAUUUCGUGUUUAUCUUAUAUUAAAAGAAUGUUUAAGAAUAAGAAUGCAACCAAAAAAUCUUCAAGUUUAUUUACAACUUGCUAAAAUAAUUCUUGAAUAUAUAUAUGAUUUUCCAUCAUUAUUUGAAACAUUUCCAUCAACUGUUGAAGAUAAACAAACAUUAUUAAAACAAACAUUAUAUCAACAACAAUAUUAUUUAAAUCAACAUAAACAACGACCGAGAUUUAUUGAUCUUGUAAUUUUCAUUUUUUUUUAUUUAUAA